AUGGCCUCUGCUGGCGACAGCAAUGUGCUGUUGCCUCUAGGCGCGGACACUGCUAUUGGAACUCCAUUUGCAUUUCCGGACAAACUAAUCACGGAGAAUGAUGCAGAACAGGAAAUCCCCUCAGGUGUAAGCGACAUACUAACUCCAGGUAGUACCCCGUUGAGUGCGCCGCGUGGUUCCACCAGCGGGAGCAAAGCCAGUGCAAAGAAACCAAAACGAGUACGCACAGGCUGUUUGACAUGUCGCGAGCGCCAUCUGAAAUGCGAUGAAGCUCUGCAUCGAUGCCACAACUGCCGAAAGGCAGGUCGAAUCUGCCGACGUGGGAUUCGCCUCAAUUUUAUAGAUACUCAGAUUUCAGCCCCUCCUCAUUAUAUCAAGCCCCCACUAUGGAACCCUGUUUCCAUCUGUGACGAGUCGAGGCGCAUAGCGUCAGAGUAUGUCGGGGGUUUUGAGAGGUAUCCUACUCCAGAGAAGGAUAUUCUGCUGGGUGGGGAUCUCCAUAGUUUCCCCUACUUCGGUGGGCCAGUCGAGCUGAAUACAACUGAUCAACCAGUGUAUCGAGCUGUUCAGUCAUUGGGGAGCUUAGAAACGACAUUCCAGCAACAUUCGCACGCUACGACACCGUCCAAUGAAUACUAUCAAAAUUCUACACUCAGUCCUUUCCGGUCAACAAGUCAAAAGGCAAUAAACGCUGUUAAUCACACAUGUCUUCAGACACUAGACGAGACGCUUCUCCUGCAAACCUUUGUGGAAGAAGUAGGACCAUGGAUGGACUCGAUGAACGCCGCAAACUAUUUUUCCCAUAUCUUGCCAUUCUAUGCGCUAGAAGAGCCUAUGUUAUUACAGGCCGUUAUGGCCUGUGCGGCGCGACAUCUAUCACGGGUCAAUUCUUCAUAUGGCGAGGAACAGGCUGUACAUUUCCACGAUAUGGCCUAUAAAGAUCUGCUUCGCUCACUACGGGACCCAGCACGUGAUUCGGCUCUUUGUGCCACAACGGCAGUGAUUCUCAAUGUCUAUGAAGCGAUGUGUUCUGGAUCAAUGGUGUUCGUGUAUGGCAUGGAUCACAUCGCUGGCGCCAGGGCGCUGAUCAAGGAAUGUCAUUGGGAUGCGACGACGCCCGGCCUGGGCGGAGCGUGCUUUUGGCUGAAUGUCGAAAUGGAACUCCUCGAUUGCCUGCACUCUAAAUGGAUAAUCUCUUGGGAUCCAGACUUGUGGGGUGUUGACAUGAACAUGCACCAGGCCCGGCCUAGUAUUGCCGGUAAUGAAGAGGCGUGGGCUCAUCGCAUGGUCUACAUCUGUGCCAAAGUGUCAAAUUUCAGGUCUUCUUCACUCCAAGUUCAGGCCGACGGGUACAUGGGCCAUGAACCGGAACUUAGCCACCGAUACCAGGAAUGGUGCACUUAUAACGCGUGGUGCAAUCAGUGGGCGCAACUUGCACCCCGGUCCAUGAUGCCUCUUUCUUACGUCCAGCCCUGGCAGGCCAAUUCGAAUUCAGCAUUCCCAAAGAUAUGGCUCGUCAAGCAUCCCAUCAUCAUCGCCCGGUUAUUCUACCACACGACAAGAAUACUCCUUUCCAAGUCCCACCCCUUGGAGUCGGAAUUUAGCCCCGAAAUGCAAAGUAUGCAGCAAAGUCACUCGCAUGAUAUCUGCGGAAUUGUAGCCCAUGUUCGAGACCGAGGAAUUGCCGGUCUAUCCACGCGCUUCCUAGCAAUUGUCGCAGAGUCAUUCAAGACGAGAGAAACACAGGAAGAGACUCUUAAGAUCUUAGACGACAUUGCUAUGAAAACAGGCUAUUCGACAGAAUCUAUUAAACACGAGUUACAAGAGGUCUGGGGCUGGAAUUCAGCUGGCUGUUCCAGCAUUGAAACCCCAUCUAAUUUCACAAGUUCUGAUUCUUAUGGGCCUGUAUAUACGCAGCUCAAGAUGCCGCCCGGAAUCAUCAACCCUAUUAUGGCCUGCGCUGAUUUUUCAAUGGAUAAUCAUCCGUAUCAGGGAUAUUAUGUCGCGCCGCAUGAAUCCAAUCAGCAUUCGUGCGGGUUCUGAAUGAUAUGUUUAACUGG
Aspergillus campestris IBT 28561 is the source of this 2060-nucleotide messenger RNA. RefSeq names its product Zn(II)2Cys6 transcription factor. The transcript has 5 exons. Bases 1 to 2043 code for a protein of 680 amino acids. Gene Ontology annotation, cellular component: nucleus. Gene Ontology annotation, molecular function: DNA-binding transcription factor activity, RNA polymerase II-specific; zinc ion binding; transcription cis-regulatory region binding. Lineage: Eukaryota; Fungi; Ascomycota; Eurotiomycetes; Eurotiales; Aspergillaceae. Gene Ontology annotation, biological process: positive regulation of transcription by RNA polymerase II. The record is from RefSeq and is a predicted model, not a curated record.